This is a messenger RNA of Dermatophagoides farinae (American house dust mite), 917 nucleotides long. RefSeq names its product vacuolar protein sorting 37B (gene Vps37B). The record is from RefSeq and is a predicted model, not a curated record. Gene Ontology annotation, biological process: protein targeting to vacuole; ubiquitin-dependent protein catabolic process via the multivesicular body sorting pathway; protein targeting to membrane. Lineage: Eukaryota; Metazoa; Arthropoda; Arachnida; Sarcoptiformes; Pyroglyphidae. Gene Ontology annotation, cellular component: ESCRT I complex.
UCAGUGAUGAAUUUAACUACGUCUAAAAAAACGAUAGAGCAAAAGACUAUUGUCAAUUUUUUAAUCAAUUGAAUAUUUUAAUCAUUUUAUUUGUUUAUCAGAAUUAUUGAAAAAAUGGCACAUUGUUAUUCUCAAAUUGAAGUGGAUAUAAGCAGUAUAAAUGGAUUGCUUAAAAAUUUCACCAAUGAUGAACUUGAUUCUAUUCUAAAUGAUUCAUCGAAUGAACGAAUUGAAAGUUUUAUUAAGGAUUUACCUCAAGUGAGAACAUUGGAAUGUGAAAGAGAACGAUUAAUCGAAGAGAAUAAAAAAAUAGCUGAGAAUAAUCUUUCAUUCGAAUCGACUUAUCGUAUUCAACGACAAGAACUAAAGAAAUCAUAUGAAGAAUGUCAAUACAUGAAACAAGAGAUGGAUAAGAAAAAAUCCAAAUUAAGAGAAUUUGGUCGACAACAUUCGCUCGAUACGACGUUAGCAUUAAUGCAAGCGGCUAUGGCUGAAGCUGAAGAAGCUUCUGACGAAGUUGCUAACGCUUUUCUUCGCAAAGAGAUAACGAUUGAAGAAUUUCUUAAGGAUUUUAAUGAAAAACGAAAAUUAUUCCAUAUGCGUCGUAUUAAAGCAGAAAAGAUGCCCGAAGAAAUUCGUAAUAUUCAAUCAUCAAUGCCUAAACCUUGGCGAACUGCUCCUGCACCACCAAGUCUACCGUUUUCUCAAUUAUCAAUGAGUGAUCGCUCAUCAAAUGAGAAUAAUCCCAAUCCUCCUUAUCCUACUACCAAUCCAUUUGGCUUUUUUCCUUAUCCACAAAAUUACCAAUGAUUUAUAAAUAUUCUUUGAUGAUUAACAAUACAAAAACAAAAAAAUAUUUUGCUUACUUUAAAAUGUUAUAAACAUUGAUAAAUAAACUAAGGAAAUGAAUGUUUAAA